AUGGGAGUCGGAAUUUGUGUGGUCAAUAAUCCUCAUUCCAUCGAAUGGAGUCCUUUUAUUGAGAAUCGAUUAGCAGUCGCAACCUCUAACCGUCCAGGACAUACACCCAUUUCAGGAGUGAUCUAUCUACUUGAUUUCUUACCAAAAAACGAUAUUGAAAUUGAACAUCAAAUUCAACUGAAUGUUGGAUGUCAUCAUGUCUUGUGGUCUCAUAGAAAUGAAAAUGUUUUAUUGAGCUCUUGUGAUGAUCAUGUUCUUCGAUUUUUUGAUACUAAAAACAUUGACUGUAUGUAUCGAGAAUGGUUUGAUCAUGAAAAGAUUUCAAAUGUGGAUUGGGAUCAAAUAUCACUUGAAUGGAUUAUAACAGGAGCACUUGAUUCCUCUUCAAUUAAAUUAUAUCAAGAAAAUCAAGAAUCUAACGAAGCACUUCAAAUUUUUCACACUAAAAAACAUGAAUUAAUUAUUAAGGAACAAGAAUCAAAAAUAGAAAAUGUACAAGAUUUACAAGCACCACCUGUCUACGAUAUUCAAUGGAACACUCAUGCUCCCAUGCAAUUUUAUACAAGUGAUCGUGACGGGUUUGUCAGUUUAUGGGAUUUAAGGCAACACGAGGACCCAUGUGUGAAAUCAUUUCGAGUCCACAAUAGAACAUGUGCCAUGAAGUUCGAUGUGAAUGCCUUUGAUGAACACUCGAUCGCAUUGGGAUGUUUUGAUCAAUCUCUCAUGACCUACGAUUUGAGAAAUACUUCGAGACCCAAAGCACAUUUGCGCAAUAUUCAUUACUCACUCAUCACUGGUACCAAGUGGAGUCCUCACACUCAACAUCUGGUAGCAACCUGCUCCACCGAUCGAACGUUAAGAAUAUGGGAUAUGAGAGAAUCUAAUCAGUCGCCAGCCUCUUCAUCCGUUGUUGAAUCCUAUGGUGGAAGAGUUUCAAACUUUAAGAAUCAAAAAAUGGAAGAUUGGGUCAACGAUUUGGAUUGGAAUGUGCAUGAAGUAGGAUUGAUGGCUCUGUGUUGCAACGAUCAACUUGUGAAAGCUUAUAACAUUAAAGAAGAUUAA
Molecule: messenger RNA, 1062 nt
Organism: Naegleria lovaniensis
Lineage: Eukaryota; Heterolobosea; Eutetramitea; Acrasida; Naegleriidae
Exons: 1
Coding region: 1-1062 (353 amino acids)
Biological process (GO): protein import into peroxisome matrix
Cellular component (GO): peroxisomal matrix; cytosol
Molecular function (GO): protein binding
Source: RefSeq, a predicted model, not a curated record